AUGUUAUCAUCUGAAGAGGAAGCAGACCUUAAUUUCACAGUAAAUGAAGACAACGAACACUUGAACCCUGAGAGGGAGGAGCGGGUGAUCCGAGCGGAUCCGGACGUUGGCAUUGAAUCCCUGGCCCAGCAAUAUGUGAAUCGAGUCCUCAAAACCAAUUGUUUUUCAUUCAAUAUUAUGCUUUUGGGUCAAACAGGAGUGGGAAAGUCAACACUCAUUGACUCUUUAUUUCGGGUUAAAUUCAAUGAUAAUUCCUGUCAUAAUCACUGUCUCUCAGAAGUGGAAGUCGUCUCAAAUUACUAUCAUUUGUACGAAAAUGAUAUACACAUAGAGUUAGAUAAGCCUUACGAACCAAUUGCCAAAUAUCUAGACAAACAAAUGGAGGAAUAUUUAGACGAAGAGCUCAAAAUAGAGCGAAGAUCUGAAAUAAAAGACACUCGAGUUCACGCGUGUCUGUACUUAAUAUCUCCGGUCGGACACGGAUUGAAGGAAAUAGAUUUGGUGACAAUGAAAGAGUUGGACACAAAAGUCAAUAUAAUUCCAGUGAUUGCAAAGUCAGAUCUCAUUACGAGAUCAGAGAUGAUUGACUUAAAGCGUAAGAUUAUGAGUGAAAUGGACACAAAUUCAAUCGGUAUCUACCGGUUCCCUGUGGAUGACCCACAAGUGGCACAAAUGAAUGGCGAGAACAACUCGCUUCUGCCGUUUGCAGUGGUGGCCAGCAAUCAGUUUAUUACAAUAGGCGACAGAGAGGUCAGGUCUCGACAGUACCCCUGGGGUACAGUUGAAGUGGAAAAUGAAAGUCAUUCCGAUCUCAUAAGACUCAGAGAUAUGUUAUUAAGAGUUAAUAUGAAUGACUUGAAAGAGAGGACACAUUCACAACACUACGAGAUAUACAGAAGUGAACGAUUGGAUCAGUACUGGAAAGAGAGACAAAGAGAGCUCUCUUUGAAUAUGAAGAGAGAAGAGAAUGAAUUGAUUACAAGAUAUAAGAAUAUAUUCAGCGCUAAAGACGUUGAGCUCAAGAAUAUGGAGAAUGAAUUGCACCGAAAGUAUGAGAAAAUGCAUAAACACUUCAUUGAGGGCAGGGAUAUGUUGGAGGCAGAGAGGGUGCUGUUGGAGGAGGACAUCAUGUGUCUGAACCGGAGGAAGCAAUUGCUGAGAGAUAUGAAUAUUAGAGACGCCAGAGAAUACCAAAUCCCUAAAAACCCUAAGAGUCCUAAUAAUCCAAAAUCUAAAUCCAAAUGA
This is a messenger RNA of Oppiella nova, 1245 nucleotides long. NCBI's taxonomy places the organism in Eukaryota, Metazoa, Arthropoda, Arachnida, Sarcoptiformes, Oppiidae. The record is from the annotation of a GenBank genome assembly.